CCGAUUAGCUAACUACCUACCAAGCCACUGUUAUUGAAGCCAUCGACAUGACGAGUGCUGUUUCUCUCUUCUGUGCGCUCACCUUGUGCAGCCAAGUCCAUUCAUUGUCGCCAACGUCAGAAAUACCAAUAACUGAAGUGGAUACCUUACCAACUGCAUCUGCACCUCCAAGUUCAAAUCAAACUGUUAUACGUCUGCGAGAUGGAACGACAGAAGCAAACGGGCGAGUUGAAGUCUACAUCAAUGGAAGGUGGGGCACCGUCUGUGACGACAAAUGGGACAUGCUCGAUGCAGCAGUCGUGUGUCGCCAGCUCGGCUUUGCUACAGCAGUGAUGGCAGUCUCGAGCGGCCAAUAUGGUUCGGUCGACAACGACGUUCCGAUUUUGAUGGACAACGUCGCCUGUAACGGACACGAAGACACAAUACAGGAGUGCACACACGUGACAGAAAGUGAUGCAAACUGUGCACACAGUGAAGACGCUGGAGUCGUUUGCUAUCCUUCGACAAACGUGACCGUCAACGUGACGAUCAGAUUGCGAGGAGGAACGUUUGAGAACGCCGGACGCGUGGAAGUUUUCCACGGUGGGAUGUGGGGCACUGUCUGCGACGACGGUUGGGAUAUUGCGGAUGCUAGGGUGGUGUGUCGUCAGCUCGGGUUUCCUGACGCAAUCCUCAGUUCAACAGGAAGCUCUUUUGGAGAAGGAAACGGCAGCAUAUGGAUGGACAAUGUUGAGUGUUCAGGAGAUGAAGCCAGGCUUGAAGACUGCAUUUUCUCAGGAUGGGGAGUCAAUAAUUGCGGUCAUACGGAAGAUGCAGGAGUUAUUUGCAGAACUAUGGCCAAUGACACUUUGUCUAACGUGACGGUACGUCUUGUCGACGGUUCAUCCAACACAAACGGUAGAAUAGAAAUCCAGAGAAGCGGUGUGUAUGGCACAAUGUGCGACGACAACUGGGACAUCAACGCAGCAACCGUCGUUUGUCGUCAACUCGGCUUCGCUGACGCACUCGUUCCCAUCGGAAAGGCAUUCUUUGGCCAGGGACGCGGUCCUGUGUGGCUGGACAACGUCGUUUGCACUGGACAAGAAACCAGUAUAGACAAAUGCAAGCACAGCGGCUGGGGUGUACACAACUGUGGUCACUCAGAAGACGCAGGCGUCUUCUGCUCGGAUGUACCGGUAAAGGAUAUAAUAGAACCAAAACUAACGAUUCGUCUUGUUGGAGGGAAUGAUUCCCACUCGGGCCGUUUGGAAGUGUGGAGACGUGGUAUCUGGGGAACUGUGUGUAACGACAACUGGGAUUUCCUAGACGCAAUGGUGGCAUGCCGUCAAUUGGGAUUUCCUUCUGCACAAGACACCUUAGAUGUUUCCCCAGGUGAAGGCCUCAUCUGGAUGGAUGACUUAACAUGCACUGGCAAAGAACAAAGACUUGAAGAUUGUCGCUUUGCCGGUUGGGGUUCACACAAUUGCCGACAUGAAGAAGACACAGGAGUUACAUGUGAGCCGAAUGGUCGUCCUACAAUUUCAUCUGUCAAAGUAGAAGGACCAUAUAGUGUCUCACUGCAGUGGAUUCCACCUCUACUCAAAUCCAGUGUAAUCUAUCACUACAUCAUCUACUAUGUGGAAACUUCACAGGCUAACAGAUUGGACAUCGUCCGACCUUUAGUGGAGACACCUGACAAUAGAACGUCCAUACGUCUUAAGAACCUGAAAGCAAACACAGCAUACACAUUCCAGAUCAAAGCAUUCAUAGAGAGAUGGUACGGACAGUAUUCCCGUCCAUUGCAAGCAACAACAGAAGACGAUGAUACAGGUUCCACUAUAGAAGUUGCCAUUGAUUAUUACAACACCACAGCUACAUCCAUAUUCCUCAGCUGGAAGCCUCUCACCAACGACCGACUAAUGUUCUCGUAUUAUAAGAUUUUCCUAAAAGCCGACAAGAAAUACAUAGACAAAGACGGCGUAAGCAUAAAAACAGAAAAGCUCUCAACCACAAGGAAAGUCAACGCCAACAUCUUGCUGACCAACAUAACAGACCUUGUCCCCAACACCAAAUAUCUCCUCCAAAUACGUACCGUAUCAACAUCCAACAGCAAAACAAGCAACCCGGUGUUGAUAACCACCAAUGCAGGAGCUCCCAACUCGGUUACUCCUCCUCUAGUGCCCGGAGGAGGAAAACUGGGUACUGCAUUGUCACCCACGUACUCGUUUCCAGUGACACUCAUAAAACCGUCGUCACGAAACGGCCCAAUCAGUCAUUACCAAGUUAUUGUGAUGCGUGUGCGUGUAACCGAUGGCAUGCCAGAAGGCUCACCCGAUGACAUACAACGAGACGAACUUGUAACAUACAAUGAAACCAAUAAUGCUCGAGCGUUUACGGCAUACAUUGCGACCGAGUUUGCCGCCGACAUGUGGCCAGAAAACAAUCGAUUUUACAUCGGGAAGGACGGACAGCCGAACGACAGACCACAGCAAUACCUAAACGGGCCGUUGAACGAUAACAGUUUCUACACAAUUUCUCUGCGUGUCUUUGCAGACACGAGAGGCAUUUGUUCUAAUACUCGAACUAAUACGACCUACAAGUCGAGUCAAUGGACACAUCCUGUGAAGACGUCACAAGUGAUUGGGACUCCUCAAAGAAAAGUCAGUAAUAAUUCGUGGUCACCAGGAGAAAUUGUUGGGAUCGUAAUAGUUUGCCUUGUGAUCAUCGCCAUUUUCAUCACAGUCAUAAUUUUCACUUACAGAAAACAAAAGAACAAGAAACAAAAGGAGACAAAUGCCUCGUCAACACCAUCAUUUAACCACCAACUGGUGACAGCCGGACAAAAGCAUCUGGAAGUGUCUGCAAUGGCAUUGCAAAAACUUUCAAAUGAUGAUCUCGCUAACGACCUGAUGAUAACGGAUUGUAAAAUGGCGCUGCCGUCAGCAUGUAACAAUGAGCACUAGAGACACACACAGACGAUGCAUCGCCGAGACAAAGAUUGCCCACAUCGUCACCAUCUAGUCAGAGACAACUUGUGAUUUUCUAUCUGUCUAGACAAAAAUUUCUUGUAGCGCUUUGUGUUAAUUAAUUCUACUGAUUAGGAUUGGCCA
Messenger RNA from Corticium candelabrum, 3089 nucleotides. RefSeq names its product deleted in malignant brain tumors 1 protein-like. The record is from RefSeq and is a predicted model, not a curated record. The transcript is spliced from 23 exons. Gene Ontology annotation, molecular function: protein binding. Gene Ontology annotation, cellular component: membrane. Bases 48 to 2942 code for a protein of 964 amino acids. Lineage: Eukaryota; Metazoa; Porifera; Homoscleromorpha; Homosclerophorida; Plakinidae.